Messenger RNA from Condylostylus longicornis, 1698 nucleotides. RefSeq names its product putative serine protease K12H4.7. Gene Ontology annotation, molecular function: serine-type exopeptidase activity; dipeptidyl-peptidase activity. Bases 51 to 1541 code for a protein of 496 amino acids. The record is from RefSeq and is a predicted model, not a curated record. The transcript has 7 exons. Lineage: Eukaryota; Metazoa; Arthropoda; Insecta; Diptera; Dolichopodidae. Gene Ontology annotation, biological process: proteolysis.
CAGUCUUAUUUUUCUCUUCAUUAGCAAUUAAUUUAAAAAAAAAUAUUAGAAUGAAAAAAUGUUUUAUUUUAUUGAUACUUGCUGUUUGCAUAUAUCAAACAAAUGGUUGGCGGCGAUUUUUUAGAGGACGGAAGAGUGGGAUUUUUUUGGGAGAACCAAGUAGAAAUAUACUAACACGAAGAGAAUUACCAAAAGAUCAGUGGUUCGAACAAAUAUUGGAUCAUUUCGAUCCCACAAAUGAUAAAACUUGGAAACAGCGAUUUUACAUAAAUAAAGAAUUUUAUAAACCAGGAGGACCUGUAUUUUUAAUGAUUGGAGGAGAAGGUGAGGCAUUGCCAAAGUGGAUGAUUGAGGGAGCCUGGAUAAGAUAUGCUAAUAAGACAAACGCAUUAUGUUUCCAACUUGAGCACAGAUUUUAUGGAAAAAGUCACCCGACAAGUGACAUAUCCACUAAAAAUUUAAAGUAUUUAUCAUCAGAACAAGCGUUAGCCGACUUGGCCUAUUUUAUAACCGCCAUGAAUGACAAAUAUCAUUUGCCUUAUGAAACAAAAUGGAUUGCUUUUGGUGGCUCAUAUCCCGGCUCUUUAGCUGCGUGGUUACGUUUAAAAUAUCCUCAUUUAAUUCAUGGUGCUAUUAGCUCUAGUGGGCCAUUAUUAGCCAAAGUUGAUUUUUAUGAAUACUUCGAUGUGGUUGUUACUUCAUUGGGAAAUUAUUCUCCAAAAUGUGUAACCGCUGUUCAACGAUCAUUCCAACAAAUUGAGAUUUUAUUGAAACAUAUGAUUGGACAAAGAACAUUAGAUGAACAGUUUAAACUUUGUGAUCCUGUUGAAAAAUCCAUAGAAAAUCAUUUAGAUAUAUCGAAUUUAUUUGAAACAAUAGCAGGGCAAUUUGCCGAUGUUGUUCAAUAUAACAAAGAUAAUAGUCCACAUGCUACGAUUACAAUAGAUGAUGUUUGCGAUGUUAUGAUGAACGAAACUUUAGGCAGUCCAUUAACACGUUUAGCAGAAGUGAAUAAAUUGAUGCUAACAAAAACUAAAGAUGAAUGUUUGGAUUACAAAUACGAUAAAAUGAUAAAUGAAAUGAAAAAUAUUUCUUGGUUAUCUGAACAAGCUGAAGGUGGACGUCAAUGGACUUAUCAGACCUGUACAGAGUUUGGAUUUUAUCAAACUUCUAACAAUCUAAGUGCAGUUUUUGGGGAUCGUUUUCCAGUAGAUUUCUUUAUAAAGCAAUGUGAAGAUAUUUUUUCUACGAACUUUGACGCUGUAGAACUAAGUAGAGCUGUGAACCGUACUAAUACGUAUUAUGGUGAGUUACACCCCCACACGACAAAUGUCCUUUAUAUACACGGUUCAAUAGAUCCUUGGCAUGCUUUGGGGCUAACGAAAUCUAAUAAAAUUGAGUUGCCUACAAUAUUCAUAAAUGGAACCGCACAUUGUGCUAACAUGUAUGAACCGAGAGAUUCUGAUUUUCCGCAAUUAGUAAAGGCAAGAGAAGAAAUAAUGCAGUACAUAAAUCAUCUAGUAUAUAAUACACCGAAGUAAAUAUGUAAAUAUUUUUUGUAUAACAUACAUCCAUAUGUAGAUGUCAUUGGAAAUAUAUACAUACAUAUGUACAUACAUAGCAAUAAAUUAUUAACAAUUAUUAUUUAAUCAGUUCAAUAGCAUGAUGGCAAACCACAUACUGUACGUACAUAUGUGU